AUAACUAUGCAAAAUAAAGUUUGCUUUUAGGUAAACUAGCUGAGAAGUUGUUAGACUUGAUAGACUUGUUUCCAUAUUGGAUAUUUUUGUGCUUGUGGAAUAGGAUAGCAUUGGAUGCUAUAACUAACAAAUGAUCUAAAUGUUACAAUCUGGGCUGCAGAUUUACGGCUCUUUUGCGCGGAAGUCAUUUCACAUCUCAGACCUGUUGCUUUCACUUCCACUCACUUCAUCUGUAGACGCAUCUCUCAGCGCAGUAGCGCUCGUUUGCUGUUGACAAGACCUCAUCAAUUCAGGGAUUUACAAAGAAAUGCAAGAUGAAAGGAAACUUACUUGGAAUGUUUUUACUUUUUAAAUAUUGUAUUUGCGACAAUGCGCACAGCUUUGAUGGAGACAUACAAAACUUUGUAGUUGGUAAUAACUCGUUGUUUGUUCUUACUAACAAUCGUCUGCAUCAGAUGAGACACGACCUGACUAUGGAAACAUUUAAGGAUUACAACGGCACACAUGCAAACCCAGUUACACUUCUGGUGCCAUUUGAGACGAACGGCACCCUGAUCAUGUGUGGACCAUCUAACGGUGGAUACUGUGAGAUUCUUGAUCUGAAUGAUAUCACAAACAGUAUUUACUGGGAAUCCAGGCCGUCUCUGUUGGAGCAAAAUGAGAAAUCCGUGGCAUUCAUAGUUGACACCAGUAAAAAUGAUGCUUAUAUUUUGGUUGGAAUGAAGGAAGAUUCAGGAAAACCCCCGUUUUGUAUUGUCACCUUGUGGAACACUUUACAUUCACAACCAGGAUCAAUUUUCGCAAAAACAGGUGCGAUAUCAAGCCCCUGCAUUCAGACCAAUAGAGAAGUGGAGUUUAUAGACGGAUUUCAGAUAACUUCGCCCAGACUCCCGUACCUGUUUCUAAACGCGAAGACUGAGACCGGGUGGCAAGCGAUCGUCCUCACCCUGAAUAACGCCAAAGCACAAAAACAAGACAUUCUCAAGGGCUUUAAAGGUAGCAGGUUAGAAUGCUGUAAGGAUGCAGCUCGUCCUUUUCUCGUCGCAUCUGCUCUUAUCCCCUCAGAUAAGGCUGUAUUAUGGACAGGUAUAUUCAGUGCGCAAAACAAGAGCGAUCCAGAGAACACCGCACUGGCUGUUUACGACAUCAGUAAUGUUGAUGGCAAAGUUAAAGGAAUCUGCUCCAACAGUGAAAAUCCACAAUGUUUGCAGAAGCCACAGAGUGAUAAACGAAUUCAACCAUUGGCAGUAGUUUUCAAGUACAAGUCAAUGAGUUCAGUAACAGCAGUCAGGGAUGGAUCCUGGAUUGUCCUGUUCAUAGGAACCGAGGAUGGACAAGUAAUAAAGCUUGUGUUCGAUGAGAGAUUCAGUCCAGCCUGUCCAAUAGUGCUGUACAGAUCUGAUGUUGAUCAAGAAGUGUUUCCCAAAAUGCAUUUAGAUCCAGUAGAUACCAAAUAUAUCUACAUAGCACUGAAAAAUCAGAUUAGAAGGGUGCCUGUGGCCCAGUGUGAUAAAUACAGCUCUCUGGGAGAUUGCAGAGCUUCUCUUGAUCCUUUCUGUGGCUGGUGCACAAAUGUGCAAAGAUGUUCUUCCAAGAAUGAAUGCUUAAACUCUUCAUGGGUGUCCUUCCAGAAAGACUCUAUUCAGAAAAGGCUGCUUUCUUUUCAGGUGGCAAAGACAUCACCUGGAAAGAUUACUCUACAUCUGGCCUUGAGUCUGGAGAGCACACAAACUCCUUCCUUCACGUGUGCUUUCACCGCAGGGGGUGUGGAUCUGUGUGACACACCUCAUCCUGCUGCAGUAUUUCCAAACUGCUCCUGUAGCAUUACAGACCAUCGCCUGUCUACUGGAGGUUUGGAGGUCUUAGCUACGGUUACUAUAGAAGAUCAUAAGAUCGAAGACACCCUGAUGCUGAAAAAUUGCUCCAGUAUCACAGAUAAUUCACCAAAUGCUUCUUAUACACAGUGUGUGCAGUGCAUCACAGUUGGAUGUCAUUGGUCAUCUUCUGAAAAGCGUUGUGGUUGGUUACAUGGACCUGUGGCACAGGAUGUAUGUAAAGAUGAGUACAAAGAGCCAAAGAUUACCUCUAUAGAGCCCAAUACAGUUUCUUUCCAUGGCAGAAACAAUGUUUUACUAAAUGGAAGUAACUUGGAGUCUGUCACCAAAAUCCGGAUCUAUCAAGGGGAUCUGGGCUGCACUUCUAAACAGUCUCCAGUGUUUGAUCGGUCCAGUGAUAGUCUGAGGUUUCACAUUCCUCCAAGUGGAAUUAAGGGAAUAGUGAAAGUGUGUGCUGUUACUGGGGAUGGCCGUUGUCAUGGUAACAGCAUCAUCACUUAUAGUUCCCAGCCCAGCUGCACAGGAAUACAACCCAAAGGGACAUGGAAAAGUGGUGGAAGGAAUAUUCAUGUGGAGGGGACCAAUAUGGAAUUUGUGGAAUCAACCAGUCUCAAAUCCUCCAAUAAAGAGCUCAUAAAACAAUACAACACAAGUUCAGAGGGAAUAUGGUUAUACACCCACCCUUACGAUGGCAGUGGUCCAAAAAAUGUAUCGUUGAAAGUCGGGAACUCCACUUUAUUCUGUGCAUAUUUGAUGUACCACCCUGAUCCAGUGUAUACUAAAAUCACAUCCUCGCAGCUCUCUGGCAAACUACAGGUGACCAUUGAGAUGAAUGCAGAAAACUUGAAUCUGAGUCGAAAUGAGGUACAAGUGUUUGGUCUAAAAGACAAAAAGAGCUACGAGUGUUUUUUGCAGAAUUUGGAAUCCAGCAACAUUAAGUGUGAUAUUAAUGAAAAACUCAUAACUCUGGACUCCGUCACGAUAAAAGUUGGAAAUUUUGAGAAAACCCUUGAGAUUUCUCCAAAUAAUUCAAAUUUACUAUUCUUAUACAUCCUUGCCGCGUUGAUUCUACUGAUUAUUUUGGGCUCUGUUGUUGGAGUUGUUUUUCACCGUAGGAGCCAGAAACAAAUGAAUGAGAGAAUGAACAACGAAUUGGAAAAACUGGAGAUGGGCAUUAGAAGAGAUAUAAGACAAGGCUUUGUUGAUUUGCAAACAGAAAAAUCUGAAUUGAUCGAAAAUGUUGGAGCGAUACCUUUCUUGGAUUACAAACACUUUGCUUCAAGAAUCUUUUUUCCUGAGGGUGGCCUAAAAGACAUGAUCAAAGAUAUUGGGCAGGACUCCGAGCUGACCAUGAUGGAUGAGAAAUGUCAGGCUUUUGCUACGCUGAUCAGAAAUAAACAGUUUCUCACUUGUUUCGUGCACGCGUUAGAGGAAAAUAAAGACUUUAGCAUUAAAGACAAAUGUUCAGUGGCAUCUCUGUUGACUCUGGCUCUUCAUGGGGAUCUCAUGUAUCUCACAGAGAUAAUGGAGGACCUUCUGCAGAGUCUCAUGGACCAGUCCAGCAACACCAAUCCCAAACUUAUGCUGCGCCGCACUGAGUCCAUCGUGGAGAAGCUCCUCACCAACUGGAUGUCCAUCUGUCUGUACGGCUUUCUUAGGGAAUCUGUAGGUCAGCCUCUCUUCUUGUUGGUGUCAGCUCUGACUCAGCAGAUAUCAAAAGGGCCUGUAGACUCGGUGACAGAGAAAGCUCUUUACACACUUAAUGAAGACUGGCUUCUCUGUCAAGCACAAGACUUUGAGGCCGUGAAACUGAAGGUGCUGUUUGCUGUGGGAACUGGUGGAGAGGUGAGCGAAGUCUUGGAGGUCAACGCGCUGACAUGUGACUCCAUACAUCAGGUCAAGGAGAAAAUCUUACAGACCUUCCAGCGCAAGUUUGGUUUCCAGUACACACAGAACAUCAGAGACAUUGAAAUUGAAUAUGAGAAGGCUGGCAGUUUUAUCAUGCUACAGGAAGUCGAUGACACAUCAGAGGUUCGAGGACAUGUUACCAUGUUAAACACUCUAAAACAUUAUCAGGUGACAGAUGGAGCUUGCAUUAAAGUUCUGACAAAAAGAUUUCACGCGCCGCUGAGAUCUCAGAGCAGUGUGAAAGACGACAAGAACUUCUGUACCAAGUACUUCCAUCUGGAUCCAGAUAUUGACAGAGACCAAAGCAAAAAUCCAGAGAAAAAAGAAGUCAAAUUCAAAGAAGUGUACCUUACAAAGCUACUGUCCACCAAGGUAGCGGUCCAUUCUUUUGUGGAGUCCCUUUUUAGAAGUAUCUGGGGAUUGCCCAACAGCAGAGCUCCACUGGCUGUCAAAUAUUUCUUCGACUUCCUGGAUGCACAAGCAGAGAGAAAAAAGAUCUCGGAUCCAGAUGUUCUUCAUAUCUGGAAGACAAACAGCCUUCCACUACGCUUCUGGGUGAACAUUCUGAAGAACCCUGACUUUGUGUUCAGCGAUAUGGAGAAGACGCCACAUCUGGACAGCUGUCUGUCCGUCAUUGCUCAGGCCUUCAUGGACUCCUUCUCCCUCUCUGAGCAAAACCUGGGCAAGUACUCACCAACCAAUAAGCUGCUCUAUGCGAAAGACAUCCCUCAGUACAAACAGGAAGUGAAGGCGUACUACAAGAUAGUGAAGGAUCAGCCACUUCUCAGUAGCCAAGAGUUCAAACUCUUCCUUCAGGAGGAGUCAAGGAAACAUGAAAACGAGUUCAAUGAAUCUGCUGCCCUGCGUGAACUCUACAAAUACAUGCUCCGCUAUUUCAACGAGAUUUCUCAAAAGCUGGAGCAGACCGAUGCCCCAAGUGGGUUGAAAGAGGACAUGCACAAUGUGAAAGAACUUUUUGACAACAUGAAGAGAAGUGCUUGGAACUGAAGUUCUUUUGAUCUUGCUGUGCUUCUUUUGAUAUGGUUAUACAAACGCCUAAAGACUUUUGCGUUUUAACACUGCAUUUGAAUGAGGGACUGCGCAUUCAUAGUGACGUCAACAAGACAAAAGAAUUUACUUAAUUGAAAUAAUUUUUCUGUCUACCGUAGAUUGUUUAGGGACAAAGUGAAUGUAAUGUAUGCUGAUAUGUCUCAACAUUUGAGUCAUCUACACGAUCAAUUUAAAUACAUGACUUGUUAUCCAAUAAAUGACUGUAAUACUGUACCAUUAAAAACCUUAUUAUGACUUGAGCUGCACAUUUAGCUUAGUAAAGCUUUUCGCUUAUUACCAUUUGGCAAGAAAGCAUUAAUAACUAAUCACUAUCUUUUAUAAUUAUGAUGGCACCUGAACAAGCCACUAUUAUACUAAUAAAAUUUGUGUCAUAUUA
Triplophysa dalaica is the source of this 5190-nucleotide messenger RNA. RefSeq names its product plexin C1 (gene plxnc1). Gene Ontology annotation, cellular component: semaphorin receptor complex. Gene Ontology annotation, molecular function: protein binding; semaphorin receptor activity. Gene Ontology annotation, biological process: semaphorin-plexin signaling pathway involved in axon guidance; regulation of cell migration; positive regulation of axonogenesis. Lineage: Eukaryota; Metazoa; Chordata; Actinopteri; Cypriniformes; Nemacheilidae. The record is from RefSeq and is a predicted model, not a curated record.